This is a messenger RNA of Aspergillus pseudonomiae, 761 nucleotides long. RefSeq lists its product as uncharacterized. Lineage: Eukaryota; Fungi; Ascomycota; Eurotiomycetes; Eurotiales; Aspergillaceae. The record is from RefSeq and is a predicted model, not a curated record. The transcript has 2 exons. Bases 268 to 681 code for a protein of 137 amino acids.
UUUUCAAGCGUACUGAGCAAGACAUUUAAUUUAAGUUGAAUCUUCCUAAGCGCUUGCGCCAUCAAUACCCCGCAACUCCCGUAUAUUAAGACAUGCAGAUGCCCUUGUAUUUUGAUCGUUAAGUGAUAUAAUUCAUCACCCUUCUAUUUCACCAAAAAAGCCAUCUUAAAAUCGGCUAGUUAUUAUCGAGACAGGCCACCACCAUCUGGGGAAAUUACUCCGGUAUCAGUUGGCAGAGAGCUCAGCUACCUACUCAGCGAUUUCAGAAUGAACGGCCAAGCUUUGGCAUUCGCCGCCCCUUGGGCUGAACAUAUUGCACUUCGAAAGGCUCCUCGCUGCGUUCAUUGUGGCGGACGUACACAGAAGGAACCCUGUCAGUCAUCCAAUAAGAACGGUAAUGCGUAUCGUCCAUACUAUAGCUGCUCUUCUUGUGAAAGGUUCGUCUGCUUUGGAGAUAUGCGGGGUGUGUUGGCAGAAAAUCCCACAUGCUACUGUGACCAUGGAAUGCAAUUCAGCAGACGUGGCAUAGCAGGCGGAAGAGCGAGAUUUCCACGGUCAAUAUUCUAUCAGUGCGCUACGGGGGGAUGUUUAUUCUUCGAAUACAUGACAGACAAUCAUGAUCGGAUCAUGAUUUACAGUGGUCCUGUCACUCCACGUCAUUUAACUUUUAUCGGGUUCUAAGGGCCUCGGUCUCGGCACAAGUGGAUAUACCCGCGAUAUUCUAAUAACUACAGGAAUAACAUCUUCAUGCUAGGUGCAUC